AUGUUGGAUUUUUUUGUUUUCCCUCGCGAACUGCGAGACCUCAUCUACAUCCAGUAUGCCAUCGUUGAUGGCGGAUACAUCCUCAACCCCCACAACAACAAGUUGAAGCGCGCUGAUGAGAGGCCGGUCUCAUUUGACCUUGCUUUCAUGCUCACGUGCAAGCUUGUUGCCAAAGAAAUGAAGGGCGUGAUCCUGGCUGCCAACACCCUUACUUUUUCCACGUUCUACUCAGAUGGCGAGCGAUUGAAUGCUUGCCACUUUGGGCGUUUGAUGGACAAUCUGGACAAUCACCUGAUCGGCAAACUCUAUCAGUGGGCUACAACGUGUUACAAAGACGAUAUCGCCGAAACCAUCACGAAUGCGUAUCCGCAGUUCAAGCCACUCUUGGAUCUUAUCAGAGACGAUCCCGAAUUCGAUGGACUGUGGGGUCUACUAUCAAGAAGAUCGUGCGGUGAGACACCAUCGACUUACCGCGAAUUUGUUCGCUUCGCUUUGAGAGCAGUUGCUAAACGGAGACGCCGAUUCCCCAAGAAGUUCGCCAAACUUUCAAAGAAUAGAUCUACACACCCAAAACUUCCCUUCAAGCAGCUCCUGAAACACAUCCCCGAACCCUGGGCCAUUCCCACUUCAGAGUUCGUUGAGGAAAUGAAGAGCAUCAUGGACGACGAACAACACGCGCAUCGAGAUCAGGACAAGAAUAAGAAAUAUCACUACUCAGCCGCUGCUGUAGCCAUUCGAUUCCUGCGAUCCUUGUCCAGAGAAGACCGCGCGAGUGUCAGAAGCAUUGUCCUGAACGAGGAUCGAGCAGCCGUAUCGAACACCGAGUGCCACGCACUUGGCCUGAUUCCUUUUUGCCAAGAAAACCCUCAUCUACGGAUAGAGCGAAGGAGCAGCAUCAGCCAUACCGGCAACAGAGCGAACACGCCGUCCUCUGGGAGAGGAGUCAGUGACACUGAGGAACCCUCAGAAGCCGCGACCCUCGAAGUGAGACCCUGGUUCAUCAACGCCAACGUCUUCCGCACGCCUAUCCUCAUCGGCGAAGUCGCCGACGCGGCUUUCACAACCCGUUUUCGUCAGGUCAUCACAGACCCCAAUUCGCCACAGCCAAAACACAUACUGAGGCUCAACUACGCCCCGGACAGAGAGCUGAUGAGCCUCGUCAAGUCGGAUAUCACUUGGCCGACGCCAUCUCGUUCUCGUUUUCUCGUCGAGGUCGCUCUCAAGUACGUGAGCCGGCGCUAUCAUGUCGUGCGCCGGAGCUCCAUCAUGGAGAACCUGGAACAGAGUAUUCACAAUCCGUCAUGGGGGGACUUGAUGCUUCGAUCGAAGUUGUGGGCGCUGUUCGCAAUUGGUGAACUGUACUCGACGCGGUCCAUCCCAUCUGAAAAGGACUUCCCUGGCAUGCCCUACUUCGCGAAAGCCUCCAGGAUACUUGGCGUGCUCGACGAGCGGCCCGGAACAGACUCCAUCGAGAUUAUGCUCCUUAUUUCAUUUUACUCCCUGGCUCUCAAUCGCAGAUACAGUGCUUUCGUCAUGUCCGGAACCGCAAUGCGUAUGGCUAUCGUGAUGGGACUACACCUCAACAUCCCAGAAUCUCAGCUUCGUGAUCCAGACUUGCGAGAGCAUAGGAAACGAUUGUUCUGGACGACUUAUGUCUUUGAUCGCAUUUGGGCGUCUAAGCUUGGUCAUCCGAGCGCUAUUCAGGACAGUGACAUCGGAGUUGAUCUUCCCUCAGAGCCGGUCGUCGGGCAGACCUUUGCUGCCGACUUCGAUGACACAUCUUACCACAUAGCCAGUCUCCGACUGGCAGCUCUUGUCACCAAGACUGUCCGCUCAAUCUAUGGCCAGAGAAAUCAGGGUGAGGCUACAUUGUCCACCAGAGUACAACAGGCUCUCAAAGACCUUCGAGCCUGGGUUGAAGACUUACCUACUCACUUGCAAAUCGACAAUCCGGAAUCCCAAACGGGCCCAAAGCCCAUCUCACUUCAUCUUUCUUUCAAUCAGUUGCGGGACGCCGGAAACUUUGCCGCGCAGGAGUACUGUCAUCACGUCGACGUGAUGAAGGCUGACGUUGAUAAGGUCUAUGCCAAACGGAUGGGAGUUGGACUGGAUUUCCCGAACCAAACCUCGGGCUUCAAUGAUGAUGCGGUGCGGCCGGCGGGCACGGCACAGAUCGGGCCAGCUCCCCUACUGCCGGCUCACACAACCGCUGGCAUGGCGCUUACAGAACCUUCACUGGAAGAACUACUGGCACAGCCGGUGCUCGAUUUGCAGUUCUUGGAGGCUUCAUUCUAUGAUGACUUGCAGGGUUUGUACUGGCCUGACUUCAGCACGGAGAAUUGGAAUGACCUGGCAUAA
This is a messenger RNA of Colletotrichum karsti, 2358 nucleotides long. RefSeq names its product C6 transcription factor. Gene Ontology annotation, cellular component: nucleus. NCBI's taxonomy places the organism in Eukaryota, Fungi, Ascomycota, Sordariomycetes, Glomerellales, Glomerellaceae. Gene Ontology annotation, molecular function: sequence-specific DNA binding; zinc ion binding. The transcript has 4 exons. Gene Ontology annotation, biological process: positive regulation of transcription by RNA polymerase II; DNA-templated transcription. The coding region runs from base 1 to 2358 and encodes 785 amino acids. The record is from RefSeq and is a predicted model, not a curated record.